CCCAGCUUGGAGAGAAGAUGCCCCCGUUUCCUCUUCUCCGCCUGCCACAGGGAUGUGGAGCUACAGGGCUCAGCACCCCUGCAUGAAGGCCCAGGAGGAGGAAGAGGAGGAUAAAUACGAGCUGCCCCCCUGUGAGGCGAUGCUCCUCAACCUAGCCCCUGCCCAGCUUCCUGGCUCCGAGGGGGACUCCUUGUACCUGGACCGCCCUGGCCCCCAGGGCCCAUCCAAGCCACCGCCAGCUCGGCCUCUGCCUGCCCGGGGAAGAGGCCUCCCCUUCCCCUUCCCUACCGCUCCCACCCCUGGUUACCAUUUCCCGCUGAAGAGAACGAAGAGCCCACAGGAGACUGUGAAGCAGGGACCUGUCUUUGGGAGACCAGAGCGGGGUGUGCCGUUCAGAGCGGUGAGCAGCCCCUCUGCCCCCACCUCACAUUCUAGGGUCCUGGUGCCAGGCCCUCCAGAGAAACCUGAGGAGGACACCUACCUGGAGUGCAAGCCUGAGCCCGACCCGGGCUCAACUCAGACUCAGAGCUCCCGAGUCCUGGUGCCCCCAGUCCCUCUGUCAAGGACAUCAGUGGUGGCCAGACGUCCUGUGUCCCAGGGAGCGGCAGAAGCCACCUCUAAGACAAAGAAGCCACCCCUUCUCUCUGUGGUCCCCACGGGGAGCGUCUCAGCUGCCCAGGAGGCUGGCCUGCUGGGUCAGACGUGGUACUCGGACAACUGUGACCGUCACGCUGUCGAGCGCGUCCUGCUCCGCCUCCAAAAGGAUGGGGCCUACACCGUGCGUCCCAGCUCCGGGCCUCAGGGCUCUCAGCGCUUCACUCUGGCCGUGUUGCUGAGAGGCCGGGUGUUCAACAUUCCCAUCCGGCAGUUGGAUGGUGGGCGCCACUAUGCCCUGGGCCGGGAGGGCAGGAGCCACGAGGAGACCUUCUCCUCUGUGCCUGCCAUGAUCCAGCACUACAAACAGCACCCCCUGCCCCUUGUGGACAGACAGAGCGGCAGCCGGGAACUCACCUGCCUUCUCUUCCCCACCAAGCCCUGAGGCCAUGGUGACAGGGACGCACACACGCCAUGGGCCCCAGUGUUCGCUUGUUGCCCCGUCCCACCUUCGCUGUCGCCCUUUCCUCCUCCGCCUCUGCAUCCCCUCCCAGGCCUUUGCCCCAGUCCUUGUAGGCCCUGGUAAGAGAAAGGGUCCUAGAGACCCCGCCCCAAGCCCACCCAGAGCCUGACUCUGUCCCUCUCUGCGGCAUGUCCAAGGCCUCACGGGAUGGUGGUGGCUGCCCUGGUUCCCAGGGCCCCUUCAACUGCUCUGGAUGAAGACUUGCGGUAGCCUAGGAAGGUCGGCCUCCUGGGGGAAGCUGAGCCUGGGUCCGCUGGGUACUGCCUGGGCAGCCAAGAUAACCCUGUCAGUUCUCUCCAGCCUUAGUACACUCUGUGAGGGGCUGGGUUGCCCAGCACAU
Messenger RNA from Tupaia belangeri chinensis (Chinese tree shrew), 1457 nucleotides. RefSeq names its product SH2 domain containing 6 (gene SH2D6). Gene Ontology annotation, biological process: cell surface receptor protein tyrosine kinase signaling pathway; intracellular signal transduction. Bases 53 to 1039 code for a protein of 328 amino acids. NCBI's taxonomy places the organism in Eukaryota, Metazoa, Chordata, Mammalia, Scandentia, Tupaiidae. The transcript has 12 exons. Gene Ontology annotation, cellular component: cytoplasm. The record is from RefSeq and is a predicted model, not a curated record.